Neolamprologus brichardi is the source of this 1892-nucleotide messenger RNA. Lineage: Eukaryota; Metazoa; Chordata; Actinopteri; Cichliformes; Cichlidae. The record is from RefSeq and is a predicted model, not a curated record.
CCUGCACUCUCGCCAUAUUUUCAAGCCCGUGAAUCCCGCUAUGAACAUCUUCAGGCUCACAGGAGAUCUUUCUCAUCUGGCUGCUAUCAUCAUCCUGCUACUCAAAAUAUGGAAAAGCAGGUCGUGUGCAGGCAUCUCUGGAAAGAGCCAAAUUCUGUUUGCUCUUGUGUUCACUACACGUUACUUGGAUCUGUUCACCUCUUUCAUCUCCCUGUAUAACACAUGCAUGAAGGUGAUCUACAUUGGUUGCGCAUAUGCCACCGUAUACCUAAUCUACGCGAAGUUCAGGGCCACCUACGAUGGAAACCACGACAGUUUCAGAGUGGAGUUCCUGGUGGUUCCUGUCGGGGGUCUUUCUGUUCUCAUUAACCAUGACUUCUCUCCCCUGGAGAUCCUGUGGACGUUCUCCAUCUAUCUGGAGUCGGUGGCAAUUCUGCCUCAGCUCUUCAUGAUCAGCAAGACCGGGGAGGCUGAGACGAUCACCACCCACUACCUGUUCUGCCUGGGGCUGUAUCGGGCCCUUUACCUCUUCAACUGGAUCUGGCGUUUCUACUUUGAGGGCUUCUUUGACAUGAUUGCCAUAGUGGCUGGUGUGGUCCAGACUGUCCUCUACUGUGACUUCUUCUAUCUUUAUGUCACCAAAGUGUUGAAAGGGAAGAAGCUGAGCCUGCCAGCGUAAAAAAGCAUGGAAGGAGACGGCGACUCCGAGCAGACUCAGGAGGUGUGGAGAGGAAGUCAUGGAUUCUCAUGACCUGUAGUAAAAGACGCCUGAGACAGAGAGCCAACUAUCGGGGGGAAAAACACUAGUCUUCUUGAUGAUUACUGAUGGAACUGGUAAAUGCCAACAAACACCAGAGCUGAACAAAGAUCAGUCCAGAUCAACUAUUGGAUUUUUGUGUUCAGCAUCUUGCCUUAAGCUUUUUUUCAUUGCUGUUCAAAUAGGAGAAAAGGAUUUGGUUUUUGUUUUUUUUGUUUUUUUUCGCUACAUGUGAGGUGUAUGCACUUCUUUUUUUUUUUUUUUUUUUUUAAGAAAAACAUCGUCCAUGGUGGUCGACUUUGAUAAGUACCUUGUUUGACUUGGUAAUGAAAUGCACAAAAUGUACAGUCUUAUUAAAGCGUGAGAUAAAGAGUGAUGUAUCAGAGUGCCUGAUAAAGUUCUCACAGUUUCUCACAGUAUUUUUUUUAAUUCUUUUUACUUUUGCAUUUUUUUAAGGUAUGCAUAUCCUCUAAUACAUGUAUCACGUUUUUUUUUUUUUUCUGUAAUGUUUAAAGAGGUCAACAUAACUUCGCACCAGCAUGCUCAUUAUUUUGUAAAUCAUGGCUUUCUAAAUGAACAUUUUAACAGAAUUAAUAGUUUGAUCUUAAAUUCAAGAAGUAACCCAUGAAAUGAAUGACUUUAAUGCCAGCAAUCAUUUUAUCGCAGGUAUCAGUAUUUUCCCAAUGUCUCAAAUAAGGAUGCUUGGUAACGGUUUAUAUUAUGCUCACUGUUCUUUGUUAUAUAGCUUCACACAGUCUUGAAUAAAUGCUGCAUCACAUUUAUAGAUGUCGACAGAGCACAAACUCUCACCGCACCCCAGCAACAAACUCAUGAACGCCUUCCGGUGGCGACGUGCCAGUUACGUGGAUCCUGAAGUGUUGGGAAUGGGGACAAAACUAAUCGCCACUUUUCCCACAAUGGGGAUGCUUCCCUGUUUAUCCUCCAGCACAUUGUCACAUCUCAGUUGUUUCCUGUAUGGCUCAGUUAUUAAGAAGGUGCGAUGGUCACCAACGGGUGCAUUGCUAAAAAGGCCUCUCGUUUCUUUUUAUAGUGGCGUUCCUAAAUAAUUGAUUCAUUUUAUUCUUUUUUUUUUUUGCAUGUUAUCACCUCCAUUAAAGAUUUUAUGAGAAUCAUA